CAUCCCUUGGCAAGACUGCCACGGGAGCUCUGCCCUCACACAGACACAGCCUCCCGUCCCAGCCGCCGGUCCCCGUCUCCGACGUGAGCCCUUUGAGCCAAGUGGCAGCCGGCUCGGAAGCUCUGUGACAGGUGUACGUGACAUGGCGGAGCAGCUGUCUAAAGAACAGGUGGCCGAGUUCAAGGAGGCCUUCACCAGUUUUGACAAGGACGGGGAUGGAAAGAUCGACGUCCAGGAGCUGGGUGCCGUGAUGCAGGCCCUGGGUGAGAACCUGUCGGAAGCCGAGCUGAAGCAGCUCAUCGCCCGGGUGGACACCGAUGGCGACGGCCAUAUCAGCUUCGACGAGUUCCUGGCAGAGAUGGCCGAGAUCAUGAAGUCCUCGGGCAGCAAGGCGGAGAUGCGGGAAGUCUUCCGUGCCUUCGACCUGGACGGCGACGGCCACAUCAGCGUCAACGAGCUCAAGCAGGCCAUGGCCAAGCUGGGCGAGAAUCUUUCCCAGGAGGAGCUGGACGCCAUGAUCCAGGGCGCCGAUGUGGACCAGGACGGGCAGGUGAACUACGAGGAGUUCGUGCGCAUCCUCUCUCAGAAGUGAGGCCCGGCCCGGGGCCCAUCUCCUGCCUGAUUCUGGUCCUCGUGCCUUCUCGGGGCCCCUGCUUCCGUGGC
Molecule: messenger RNA, 663 nt
Organism: Prionailurus viverrinus (fishing cat)
Lineage: Eukaryota; Metazoa; Chordata; Mammalia; Carnivora; Felidae
Product: calmodulin-like
Exons: 1
Coding region: 143-592 (149 amino acids)
Molecular function (GO): enzyme regulator activity; calcium ion binding
Source: RefSeq, a predicted model, not a curated record